AUGGAAAAGGACCAGACGGGCUUAAUUGACAAAAGGAAAAAGGAGAUACUGCAGUGCAGGAUCCCCAGUCCCCUCUCUAAACUUAACCAUCCACUACCCUCUCUACCCAUCUGCUUUCGGCGCAAAUCGCUGGGAGUGGAAAAUGAAAUCCGAGACACCAUUAUUGAUUUAUUUGGGCAGCGGAAAAUGACAAGUGUAUGA
This is a messenger RNA of Sphenostylis stenocarpa, 201 nucleotides long. Lineage: Eukaryota; Viridiplantae; Streptophyta; Magnoliopsida; Fabales; Fabaceae. The record is from the annotation of a GenBank genome assembly.